ACAUAUGUGAGUGUAUAUAUAUGAACCUUGCAGCAACCAUUAUAUUCGGUAGUCAAACAAAGCCCUACAGACAUCGAUCUCUGAUCUGAGAAAAAAAAUCCUUAUAUGGCGAGAAUUACAAUGGAAGCAAGCAAGGCUGUCCUGCUCUUGAUGGUGAUCCUAGGAAGUUUGAUGAUUCCUGCAUACUCUCGGAACGUUGUUCGUUUCUGCAAAUGCGAGAAACAGGCCUGCAAAAAGGGAGCAAUAUCCGAAGGUGUUUGCUACUGCUGUCCAGGCGGCAGUUGUUAUUCGACGAUCCAGGAUUGUGCACCAUCUUGCAAGUGCAGCAAGCUUUCACAUGCCCCCCAUUUCAAAUAGCAAGCAGAUCCUGCCCUAGUCAUCAAGUCAAUACUAAAUGUAAGAGACAGUGAAUCAAUCCUGUGAUUUAUUGCAGAGACAAAUUUAAAAAAGUGGUGGCGGUUGUUGAUGUUUGA
Molecule: messenger RNA, 473 nt
Organism: Zea mays
Lineage: Eukaryota; Viridiplantae; Streptophyta; Magnoliopsida; Poales; Poaceae
Exons: 2
Coding region: 106-357 (83 amino acids)
Source: RefSeq, a predicted model, not a curated record